Panicum virgatum (switchgrass) is the source of this 2065-nucleotide messenger RNA. RefSeq names its product protein NUCLEOLAR COMPLEX ASSOCIATED 4. Bases 69 to 1844 code for a protein of 591 amino acids. Gene Ontology annotation, cellular component: small-subunit processome; nucleolus; Noc4p-Nop14p complex. The transcript is spliced from 15 exons. NCBI's taxonomy places the organism in Eukaryota, Viridiplantae, Streptophyta, Magnoliopsida, Poales, Poaceae. Gene Ontology annotation, biological process: ribosome biogenesis. The record is from RefSeq and is a predicted model, not a curated record.
CCCCAAAUCCUUCUCCCCCCAAGUCUCCAACCACGCCGCCGCCGCCGCCGCGUCCCACACCUCCCGCCAUGGCGAAGUCGUCGUCGGCGACGGCGUCCGCAUCUGCCACUAGGAAGUGGUGUUCCAGAGGUGGGACUCUAACCCUAGAAGAGGUGAAGACGCUGGGCCGCGAGCUCCUCUCCUCGCGCGCCCACCUCAACCACGCCCCCUCCCUCCUCGCGCUCCUCUCCCCCUCCGCGCCGCUCGACCUCGCCCUCGAGGCGCUCAUCUCGCUCCAGUCCUUCUUCGUCCCGCUCGUCCCCUCUAUUCCCUCCGUCUCUGCGGCAGCCACCGCAGGGGAUGCGGGCAGCGACCCCGAGCUCGUGUUCGGGGCCUGGCUGCGUCAGCGGUUUGACGAGCUCGUUGCCGCGCUGGUCGAGCUAAGCGUGUCGCCGCACAGCGACGACGCGAUCAGAGAUGUAGCACUGGAUGCUCUCAUGGAUUUCGUGAAGCUGGGAAAGGACGGGAAGUUCCAGUCCGCAAUUUAUCAUAAGUUUCUCCACGCUGUCGUUCAUGCUUCUGAUUCAGUUGAUCCUUUGUUAGAGUUGCUUGGAUCGAAGUACUUCAAAUACACUGAUGUUUGUUACUUUACCUACACUAGUGUAGACAAGAUCGCCAACAGUCUGGGGAGUAAAACCACUGACUCUGGAAAAGAUGCCUUGCAGAAUGGAAGCAAUGGAUGUGCCAUUUUUAUACACAACAUAUACAAUCUCUUGGCUCAUGUACCUGUGAUGGAUUAUCAAAAGGAAUCAACAUUUGAAAUGUGGAGUGCUGUUGGCCUGUCUCCUAAAAGAGAAAAAGACUGUUCUAAGGACUCUUCUUCUACUGUGUACAUCAAGAAAAAAAUAAAAUUGAAGUUCACCAAAGCAUGGCUAUCCUUUCUCAAGUUACCACUACCACUUGAUGUCUACAAGGAGGUCCUUGCUUCAAUUCAUCAAAAUGUCAUUCCAUCAAUGUCGAACCCUGCCAUCUUAUGUGAUUUCUUGACUAGAUCUUACGACAUUGGUGCUGUAAUCAGUGUGAUGGCCUUAAGUGGCCUUUUCAUACUUAUGACACAACACGGUCUGGAAUAUCCAAAAUUCUAUGAAAAGCUUUAUGCACUACUUACUCCUGCUGUUUUUAUGGCAAAACACCGGUCAGUGUUUUUGCAACUUCUCGACACAUGCCUGAAAUCUUCUUAUCUUCCUGCAUAUCUUGCUGCUGCAUUUGCAAAAAGAUUGAGCAGACUUGCUCUUUCAGUUCCACCAGCAGGAGCUCUUAUUAUUAUCGCUUUAAUUCAUAAUGUGCUGCGGAGACACCCCUCAGUUAAUUUUUUGGUCCAUUGGGAAGUGGAUGAAAAUGACAGCAAUGCUGGAGGAGAAGCUAGUCAGCCUAAGAAGAUUGGUGCUGAUCCUUUUAACAAUGAUGAGGCAGACCCUGCAAAGUCUGGUGCAAUGCGAAGUUCUUUGUGGGAAAUAGACACUCUCCGACAUCAUUACUCUCCUGCAGUUUCUAGAUUUGUCACCUCACUUGAGGAGGAUCUCACUGUCCGGGCCAAAACUACUGAGAUGAAAAUAACAGACUUUAGUUCAGGCUCUUAUGCAACAGUUUUCAGGGAUGAGGUACGGCGACGGAUAAAACAGGUCCCCCUUGCAUUCUACAGAACCACACCAACUUCGUUAUUUCAAGGAUCAGAUUUUCCUGGAUGGACCUUUGGGGACCAAUCCAAUAGCACCGUAGACACUACUGUAGAAGGCAAUGAAACAAUCGAGACGGUAGGGGCUACGGACAGCACACCUUCCAAAAGGUUGCGGGUGGAGGCCUGAAGUGGGGACCCUGAGCGACCUUCGAUUAGUCAGUUGUCUUGUUGGAGUACCUUUGGAUUGUGGUGUGGUUCCUACUUGUUUGGUUUCCUAACGUUAUCUCAAGGAAUCUUUGAGUGUUGUAGCAUAAAUUUUGAACUGAAAGGGAAAUUAUUUCUUAUUGCAACUAAUGUAAGAUGUAAGUUUGAUUGCCAAUUAUAUAGAGUAAAUGUCAUUAUUCUGCU